Rhodotorula toruloides NP11 is the source of this 1272-nucleotide messenger RNA. RefSeq lists its product as uncharacterized. The record is from RefSeq and is a predicted model, not a curated record. NCBI's taxonomy places the organism in Eukaryota, Fungi, Basidiomycota, Microbotryomycetes, Sporidiobolales, Sporidiobolaceae. The transcript has 8 exons. Bases 1 to 1272 code for a protein of 423 amino acids.
AUGACCUCCCUCCUCGGCCUCCCUCCACCGCUCCUCAAUCAGGCUCAAUCGCGGAUGCGAGUGCGCCAAGCGUUGAAGUUUGCAGGGCCGCCUUAUCCAGGGCAAAGUACCGGCCUUUACGACGUUUCUGUCCGCCAAACCCUGGCCGAGAUCCAGGCGCACUCGGGCAAACAGGUCCAGCAGCGUAGGAUGGAGAGGAUCUGGCAAGACGCAGAGCGGGACCGACAGGCGAGGGAAGACAUUCCGGCCAACAAGGACGUGCGGAUCUUCAGUGCAGACGGGCGGCCAGUGUGUGUGAUCGUGCGAGGUGCUUUGAACCAGACGGACACGGCCGGCAAACCCUACUCUGAGCAACUUUCCGCCGCCCUCCGCUCCUUUAAUCUCGACUUCCCGCCGAGCGCCAAGACGGCAAACGAGAAGCGUCACCUCGGAGCGCAGCCCGACUCGCAACUGCAACGAGACCUGCUGGCGGGAGAGACGGCCGGAGUCUUCCACCUUGGCGAGUGGGCGGAGCAGGGCAGGAGUGGAAACGCCCACGCCGUCAAGGUGACCUCCGAGACUUUGGAAGGGCAGCGAAAGGGUCUCCGUGCCGCGGCGCUCGUUCAGCUCGUGCGCUUUUUCGUCCCCGCCGGCGACGAUCAAGAACAAGGUCCUUCCGCCGUCAAGGACUUUUCGUACUGGGCGAGGUUUACGCACACACCCGCUACCACCUUUACCGGCACCGCCGUGCUCUCUCACCUUUCAUCCCUCACGCACCGAGACGCCUCCAACUCCCGCUACUUCCUCACCGAGAUGGUUGUUGUUGGCGACCUCCACGGCGGCGAACUUUACUUGGAGGACUGGGGCCUGGUGAUUCCGUACCGGUCGGGCGACACCUGUCUCUUCUAUGCGUCGAGUAUUCCGCACGCAAUCCUUCCUUUUCUCGGGCGUCGCUACUCCCUCGUCAACUUCACCCACACAGCUGCGAUGAACCUCAUUGCCCCUCCGGACCUCGCCGCCCAGCUCAAGCUUGCCGAGACGUUCGAGGAGCCUGUGCACAACUCGCAGGAAUACGUACAGCUCACGACUAGCCUCAAGCAGCGCCUCAAGCUUGCGGAGCAGGCCAAGGAGCGCCAAGAGGCCAUCAACGUCGAGAGCGCCGCGGGUGUUCACAGUCUCGCAACCCACCUCAACCGCCACCCGGGCUCCGCCAACAUCCCUCCACCUCCCCUUCCUCCUCUCGCUUCCCUCACGCGCAACCCAGCAGACGGGCACUACUCUCUCCGUCCCUAA